This is a messenger RNA of Octopus bimaculoides (California two-spot octopus), 1521 nucleotides long. RefSeq names its product vacuolar ATPase assembly protein VMA12. NCBI's taxonomy places the organism in Eukaryota, Metazoa, Mollusca, Cephalopoda, Octopoda, Octopodidae. Gene Ontology annotation, cellular component: endomembrane system. The record is from RefSeq and is a predicted model, not a curated record. Gene Ontology annotation, biological process: vacuolar proton-transporting V-type ATPase complex assembly.
CUUGUAAUUCAAAGGGUUAGCCUUGUCACACACUGUGUCACGCUGAAUAUCCCCCAAGAACUACGUUAAGGGUACACGUGUCUGUGGAGUGCUCAGCCACUUGCAUGUUAAUUCCACGAGCAGGCUGUUCCGUUGAUCAGAUCAACUGGAAACCUUCGACGUUGUCGUAAGCGACCGAGUGUCAGCAACAUGCUGUAUCUUCAAUGUUACUUUUGGUAGUCCCUGGUAUAAGUCAGCGUUUGUUGCAUGACUCUUCCAGGAGACGUUCAAAGUGCCAUUCAAAGCAUCCUCGUAUAACAACCAUCCGACUGCUUCUGCAAUGCUUUAGCGAGCAUCCAUCCUGUUUCGGGCCCCGUAUGGAAGAACAGACUCACUCCACUGUUUGCCAGAAAAAACCCCACUUUCAGUUUCCUUGCCGACUUUGAACUCCAUACUUUUCUCUAGUUACUGGAUAUUUUUACUUUCAGUUUUACUUUGUUGCGGCUUAUUGUCUGUCUCUUUGUCUGUCUGUCUGUGUGUCUAGAGUGCAGAGCUGGAGGUCAGAAUUCAAAGACUGAAGAGAGAGGCGGAAAACAGUGAAUACAAACAAAUGACACGAAAUGUCAACAGAACUAAAAAAAUUGUGGAUGGAAACGUUGGCAAGGAAUUGAAAGCCAUGAACCUUCAGAUAAUCGCUGUUGUGAAUUUUGUCCUCACUGUUGGCGGUGCUUUUGCCUUCGGUUACAAAGCUGCAGAAGCCAGUAUGGAGGAACCAGACAUUGCCAUUCAAAUGUCUGUUGGGAUCCUAUUAGGCACUGUGGUGUUUUUUGCUGAUCUCUAUUUCCUGGUCAAGAGGACCAUGUGAAGUAUGAUUUACCGUGGAGUGUCACGAGGAUCACUGGAGCGAUCAGACAAAAGUACCUUGUGGUGUUCGUUCAAGCCCCGUUUGCCUUCUCAGUCCAAAUUCCACUGGGAUUGAUAAAAUGAAGUACCAGCUAAAUAGUGAGGCUGAUAGAAUCAGCUAACACUAUCCGUCAGAUUUGUGGACCUUCUGCCCAUCUUAUGAGCUGUUGAUUAAUAAUAUAAUGGGUUGGUAAAAUCAGUAAAAUGUAGGACAAAAUGCCUUUUUUUUAAAUUUUUUCUUUUUUGUGUGCAGGGUGGAUAAAAUAAAGUACCAUUGAAGUACUGAGGCCAGUAUGAGCAGCUAACCCCCCCAUCUGCCAAAUUUCUGGCCCUCAGCCUAAAAUAGAAACAAUUAUUAUUGUCAUCAUCAUCAGCAGCAUCACCACCAUCAUCAUCAUCAUCAUCAUCAUCAUCAUCGUCGUCGUCGUCAUCAUUCGACAUUUGAUAGUUUCAGGCAAAUUUCUGCAGCAUCACCUACAACAGCUCCAUGUUGCAGAGGUGUGUGCAACAUUGUGUUUUUUUUUUUGUUUUUGUUUUUGUUGGGGGUGUUGUCGGGAGUACAAGAACUUCCCGAUAACUGUAUUGCAUCAGUUUGUUUUUUUUUGAUUUUUUUGUUAUGGUGGGGUUUGGUUUAAGUCU